AUGCAGAGAGCGUUCGAAGAUCUGCGCGCACAGUUCGCGUGGAGUAUCCUCCUCAUUCAUCCAGAUGAAGAAUCAUCCUUUAUAAUUUACACCGAUGCUAGUAAGAUCGCCAUAGGAGCUUUACUUCUGCAGACUACCGACAACGGCGAGACUCGCAUUGUUUCUACUGCGUCACGAGUCUUGUCCCCGGCAGAACUUUUGGCGGUGGUGCCAAAUUUAGAAUCUAUGUUUACGGCCACGAGAUUAAGUUAUGCACAUACAGAAAGAAACGGAAGAAAACUGGAUCUUAUCGUUGGGAACCUCAGCUUCAUGACAAGGUUUCAGCUCCACCCAAGUAACUUCAACAGAGAAGGAGGCUUCACGCUUGGGCGAUCAUGGGAUCCGGCAACAUAG
Molecule: messenger RNA, 393 nt
Organism: Zootermopsis nevadensis
Lineage: Eukaryota; Metazoa; Arthropoda; Insecta; Blattodea; Termopsidae
Source: RefSeq, a predicted model, not a curated record